Brenthis ino (lesser marbled fritillary) is the source of this 606-nucleotide messenger RNA. Lineage: Eukaryota; Metazoa; Arthropoda; Insecta; Lepidoptera; Nymphalidae. The record is from the annotation of a GenBank genome assembly.
AUGACGUCUGUCAUCUGUGAUCUGAAGCAAUUGACAGCAGUGCUGCCAUUUGGCCGUGCUUUUCAAAAUUAUACAUUACGACAUUUUGCAAGUAAGGAAAAGGAAAGUAAUAAAUUAGAACGAAUAUAUUAUGGGACUCUUACCCCACAAAUAAGAGCUGUCAAAUUGUUUUCUGUGGGCUCGAGUGCACUAGGAUUAGCAGCACAACCUAUAAUUCUACGUGAAGCAAAGUCAAUAGGCAGCACAUCACUGAUAAUAGCUCUCUGCUCAGUUGUUGGAUUCUUUACUUUUGUUACUCCAAUACUAUUACAUAUUAUAACGAAAAAGUAUGUGACGGAAAUUCAUUAUGAUCCUGAAACUUUAACAUACAAAGCAACCACAUUAAACUUCUUUCUAGCACCAGUAAUACUGGAUUUCAAAGCAGAAGAUGUAGUAGUACCAGAUAUCCCUGGAAUGUUUACAACUAUGCUUGCUAAAGGCAAACCUCUCUUUAUAGAAGCAAGACAUUUUUCAGACCCCCUUCAUUAUGCCAAAAUUAUGGGUUAUGAUAAACCUUUAGAUUUUAAACUUGGAGAAACUCAAGAUGAUGCUAAUAAUAAGAAUAGU